GCCUUCUACCCGCUUGGUGGGGCUACGAUACUGUUAUUGAAAAGAAAAACUAGGAAAUGGCUUCAUUUCGUAUCUCGACAAGGCUAAUGUGUUUAUCUCUUAAAUGAAUUUUGAAUAUUCUCGAAACGUAUCAGAGAUCUUUGUGCCCACUAUAUCCAAAUUCACUCUUAUGUUUGGAUAAUUAUUGACAUACGGUUAAAGAUGGCAUGCUGCUUUACUUGUUAGCUAGCCAAAAGAAAGAUGUCCAGACUGUGUAAAGGCUGGACAUUUUAAACAGUGUUACAAGCCUGCAAGAGUUUGAAGUCCAUGUUCGGCCGAGGGAAAAGUUGUCACAUCCUGAUUGUGGUUGUGUGGAACACAACGUCAAAAUCACACGACUGUCGACACGUACGCCACGCGACACACACACACACACACAUAUCUGUGUUUUAGAAUCCAGUUAACCUGUGCAGAAUUAUCAAUGGAUUCACAUUGUGUGGGUGAAAGUGAAGGACUGACCUUCUGUCUGGCCAGACCAGAGGAUUACGAUGACGUGAUGGCCAUAUCACAAGACAUAUAUGGUGGCAAUGACUACCUUCCACAUCGCUAUCACUCCUGGAUGACUGAGCCAGGGAGAGUGGUUAUUAUAGCACGUAGAGAUAGGAAGCUGGUGGCUCUGGAGUCAGGCCUGCUGGUUGAUGGAGGUGAAACUGUAAUAGUUGAGGGAUUAAGAGUGUGUCCAAACGAAAGGGGUUGUGGUCUGGCUGGAGUGAUCCAGAGAUUUGUUGAUGGCUACAUAAAGAGGGUCUACCCUAAUGUGAAGACCAAGCGCCUCACCAGAGGAGAUGACCCAGGGCCUGAAAAACUGAGCAAGUUCACGCUUCUGGCCAGACGGGCCAUUCUCUCCCUAUGGGGGGAUUCUGAAGGUUUUGAUAGCUUUGUCUCAGGUCUGAAGGAAAAACUGCUUGUGUCAGAUGAGUCUAACAGUAGCAGUCCUUUAGUGCAAGUAAAGGACUUGGAUGCUCUUAAGACCAUUCUCAUGGAUUCAGACUUGUCUUCUAGACUUCAGCUUCCAGGCGGUGCCAUCAUCCAGGAUUGGCAGCCCUUGAAGCUCAUGGAGAGUAACCUUCACAUCUUGGCAAGGCGAAACUUGACGUGGUUUGUAGAUGGUUCCAGUGGGAAACCCCUGUUCAUGAGCUUCCACACACCUCCCUAUCCUAUUCCCUUUAACGGGGGGUCUCUACGCUUUAAUAUCGACCUGUACGGGACGGACACUUCUUUAGCAAAGAAGGCACUAACAGCUCACCUGAACAGUGUGAGAAGUGAGAUUCAAGGCUUGGUUUUGGUUCAUAUUUAUAUGCAUCAGACUCUAUGGGAAGAUUUAAAGCAGUUUUGUGAGGGCCAUGAGACAGUGAAGCAGUUCCGGGAUUACUGGGAGCAGCUGUUUUUGGAAAGAGAGCCAUAAUGAUAUCUAAAGAGGAUGGAGAGAAGAAAAAAGAUGCUGGCGAUAAAGAAAGACUUGUUUAAUUUUUUGGUGAUUGAUGUUGUAUUAGCCAUAAUGGAGUUGUCAGCUUUGUUUAAACAAACUAUUUGUUCAACAAAUUAAAUCGGUUUAAGAUAUUGUACAACUAUAUUGUGCCUGAGUGAAACAAGGCACAGUGAAACAAACUCGGUGAACUCAUUACUUAAACAGAUGCUGAUGUCAGAAACAUGAAGCAUGUACUCGUGCCUCAUGAGUACAGGAUGAUUUAUGAAUCGAAAGUUUGAGAUGAAAAGUACUUCAAACUGAUUGUUUUAAGCAUUUAAUGUGUAAUAUAAUCAAUUAAAAGGAUGGC
Messenger RNA from Sinocyclocheilus anshuiensis, 1814 nucleotides. RefSeq names its product histidine N-acetyltransferase-like. The transcript has 4 exons. The record is from RefSeq and is a predicted model, not a curated record. The coding region runs from base 461 to 1444 and encodes 327 amino acids. Gene Ontology annotation, molecular function: acyltransferase activity, transferring groups other than amino-acyl groups. Lineage: Eukaryota; Metazoa; Chordata; Actinopteri; Cypriniformes; Cyprinidae.